Messenger RNA from Marmota flaviventris (yellow-bellied marmot), 2183 nucleotides. The record is from RefSeq and is a predicted model, not a curated record. NCBI's taxonomy places the organism in Eukaryota, Metazoa, Chordata, Mammalia, Rodentia, Sciuridae.
GCAAGCCGCAAGCCGCUUGGCCAUGGGCCUAAGGGUUCCAGAGGAGACGGACUGCCAGCGCUGAUAGCCGCAGGGUGGAGCGAGGGAGGGCAAGGCCCAGAAAAAGAUAUUUCACAAUGGCUGACUGCAAGCUGGAGAGCUGGAAGAACCACUAGCUGUGCAGUCCAAAAGGCUGAAGCUCCAGAAUAAGAGGGUCAAUGGUGCUACCCUAAUCUGAGACCAAAGAGAUUCUGGAGAAUCUGUUUUGGAAAAGUGAAGAAGUGGGAGUCCAGUAUCUUCAGAUAAUCACAGCAACAAUCAAGAACCCAUUCAACAGUGCGGGCGCAGCGGCCUGGCCCUGGGAGCGCCCCGGCGGGCGGCCAGGCGCAGAGGGGCCGAGACGGUCCGCGGUGGGCGAGGGAGCUGCUGGUCCUUCAUGAUGAGAGAUUUUGGGGUGCUUCUCUCUCUUCUGUGUAGUUGACAGUCUGGGUGGUGAGGAGAUGGCUGACAGUGUCAAAACCUUUCUCCAGGACCUUGGCAGGGGAAUCAAAGACUCCAUCUGGGGUAUUUGUACCAUCUCAAAGCUAGAUGCUCGAAUCCAGCAGAAAAGAGAGGAGCAACAUCGAAGAAGGGCAAGUAGUGUCCUGGCACAGAGGAGAGCCCAGAGUAUAAAGCGGAAGCAAGAGAGUGAGCCACGUAUUGUUAGUAGAAUUUUCCAGUGCUGUGCUUGGAAUGGUGGAGUAUUCUGGUUCAGUCUCCUCUUGUUUUACCGUGUGUUUAUUCCUGUGCUUCAGUCAGUAACAGCCCGAAUUAUUGGGGAUCCAUCACUACAUGGAGAUGUUUGGUCGUGGCUGGAAUUCUUCCUCACAUCAAUUUUCAGUGCUCUUUGGGUGCUUCCCCUGUUUGUGCUUAGCAAAGUUGUGAAUGCCAUUUGGUUUCAAGAUAUUGCUGACCUAGCAUUUGAGGUAUCGGGGAGGAAGCCUCAUCCAUUCCCUAGUGUCAGCAAGAUAAUUGCUGACAUGCUCUUCAAUCUUUUGCUACAGGCUCUUUUCCUUAUCCAGGGAAUGUUUGUGAGUCUCUUUCCCAUUCAUCUUGUUGGUCAGCUGGUCAGUUUGCUGCAUAUGUCCCUUCUCUACUCACUGUACUGCUUUGAAUAUCAUUGGUUCAAUAAAGGAAUUGAAAUGCACCAGCGAUUGUCAAACAUAGAAAGGAAUUGGCCUUACUACUUUGGAUUUGGUUUGCCCUUGGCUUUCCUCACAGCAAUGCAGUCCUCAUACAUUAUCAGUGGCUGCCUCUUCUCUAUUCUCUUUCCUUUAUUCAUUAUCAGUGCUAAUGAAGCAAAGACCCCUGGAAAAGCAUACCUUUUCCAGUUGCGCCUGUUCUCCUUAGUGGUGUUUUUAAGCAACAGACUCUUCCACAAGACAGUCUAUCUGCAGUCUGCCCUGAGUAGCUCAACGUCUGCAGAGAAGUUCCCUUCACCGCAUCCAUCUCCUGCCAAACUGAAGGCUGCUGUGGGCCAUUGAGUUGCCUGUCAUCUAAAGGGGAUGGGUGGAUUGGAAAGAAGUUGUGGCAGCUCUUUUCUCUAUCCUCUCCUGGCUAGGGAAGGCAGGACCCACUCUGCCAAGGGCCCUCUGUGUAUUCCCUUCUCUUUGAGGAAUUUUUGUCUCUGGUACAUGGGAGGCAGGAUCUUUCUGACACCAGUAUGUGGAUUUUUAAUACCACCGUGAGUCUGAAAGGACCACAGGUUUUUCUGCAGCUGUUUUCUAGCAUUUGCCAGCCCCUGUGCCUGGACUGAUUUAAAUACUUUGUUUUUCUCCCUGUGCCAUUUACCCUCCCACCUCUCCUUCCUGCCUUCUAGCAACCUUGGAUGAAUGGGUUUUGUAAUUCUAGUUGUUGUAUUUUGUGGGUUUGUUAUUUUUGUUGAUUUUCUGUGAAGCACAUACAUUGGAUGUGGGAGGUAAAGGAGUAUCUCAGUUGCUCCUUGUUUACUCCCUUUAUAGCCAUCACUGUCUUGUUUCUUGUAUCUCAGGUUAGGUUUUGGUCUCUCUUGCUCUACUGCAAAAAAGUAAAAGAAAAAGAAGCAAAGCAAAAAAAAAAAAAAAAAAAAAGAGCCUGAAGAGAUGGGACAGAGUGAAAGACCUCACAGCCAGACUGGCUGGGUUUUGAGGAGUAAUCUUUUUUUUUUUUUCCUUCCCCUUGAAGGG